AUGAGUCGCCAGUUCCCUUACUCAAGCGCUCCACUCCGUUCCGUCAAGGAAGUUCAGUUCGGCUUGUUGUCGCCAGAAGAAGUGCGUGCCAUUUCCGUAGCCAAGAUUGAAUACCCCGAGACCAUGGACCAGACCACCAAGACUCCUAGAGAAGGUGGUUUGAACGAUCCUCGUUUAGGUUCAAUCGACAGAAACUUUAGAUGUCAGACCUGUGGCGAGGAUAUGGCCGAAUGUCCGGGCCAUUUCGGUCACAUUGAGUUGGCCAAGCCGGUGUUCCACAUUGGGUUCAUCGCCAAAAUCAAGAAGGUAUGUGAGUGUGUAUGUAUGCACUGCGGAAAGUUGUUGCUCGAUGAAAACAACCCCGCCAUGGCUCAAGCUAUCAAAAUAAGAGACCCCAAGAAGAGGUUCAACGCCGUCUGGCAGUUGUGUAAGGCUAAAAUGGUUUGUGAAACCGAUAUCAUAGAAGAGGGAGCUACUGAAACCACAACCAGAGGUGGUUGUGGUCAUACUCAGCCCACCAUUCGUAGAGAUGGGUUGAAGUUAUGGGGUACCUGGAGACAUAACAAGAAUUUUGAAGAAAACGAACAGCCUGAACGUAGAUUGUUGACUCCUUCAGAGAUCUUGAAUGUUCUUAAACAUAUAAGCUCCUUGGACUGUUUGAGACUUGGCUUCAACGAGGACUAUGCCAGACCAGAGUGGAUGUUGAUCACAGUUUUGCCUGUGCCUCCUCCACCUGUCAGACCUUCGAUUGCUUUCAACGACACUGCCAGGGGGGAAGAUGAUUUAACUUUCAAGUUGGCCGAUGUUUUGAAAGCUAACAUCAAUGUGCAAAGGUUGGAAAUGGACGGCUCUCCUCAGCAUGUGAUCUCUGAGUUCGAGGCUUUGUUGCAAUUCCACGUAGCCACAUAUAUGGAUAACGAUAUUGCUGGCCAGCCCCAGGCUCUCCAGAAGACAGGUCGUCCUAUCAAAUCUAUUAGAGCAAGAUUAAAGGGUAAGGAAGGUAGAUUGAGAGGUAACUUGAUGGGUAAGCGUGUCGACUUUUCCGCUCGUACCGUUAUUUCGGGUGAUCCAAAUCUUGAUUUAGACCAGGUUGGAGUACCAAUUUCCAUCGCUCGAACAUUGUCGUACCCUGAGGUUGUCACCCCAUACAAUAUUCAUAGAUUGACUGAGUACGUCAGAAACGGUCCAAACGAACAUCCUGGUGCCAAGUACGUUAUCAGAGACACCGGUGAUCGUAUCGACUUGCGUUAUAACAAGAGAGCUGGUGACAUUGCAUUACAAUACGGCUGGAAGGUUGAACGUCACUUGAUGGACAAUGACCCUGUGUUGUUCAACCGUCAACCCUCCUUGCACAAGAUGUCCAUGAUGGCCCACAGAGUUAAAGUUAUGCCAUAUUCCACAUUUAGAUUGAAUUUGUCAGUCACAUCGCCAUAUAACGCCGAUUUUGAUGGUGAUGAAAUGAACUUGCAUGUACCUCAAUCUCCAGAGACUAGAGCUGAAUUGUCGGAAAUUUGCGCUGUACCUCUUCAAAUUGUUUCUCCACAAUCGAAUAAGCCAGUUAUGGGUAUUGUGCAAGAUACGUUGUGUGGUAUUCGUAAGAUGACCUUGCGUGACAACUUCAUUGAUUACGACCAAGUUAUGAAUAUGUUAUACUGGAUUCCGAACUGGGACGGUGUGAUUCCUCCUCCAGCUAUUGCUAAGCCCAAACCAUUGUGGACCGGUAAGCAGUUGUUGUCUAUGGCCAUUCCAAAGGGUAUACACUUGCAAAGAUUUGAUGGGGGAAAAGAUUUGUUAAGUCCCAAGGACACCGGUAUGUUGAUUGUAGAUGGUGAGAUCAUGUUUGGAGUUGUCGAUAAGAAGACGGUUGGUGCCACAGGUGGUGGUUUAAUUCACACUGUUAUGAGAGAAAAAGGCCCUCGUGUGUGUGCUCAGCUUUUCAGCUCUAUUCAAAAGGUGACCAACUACUGGUUAUUACAUAAUGGUUUCUCUAUCGGUAUUGGUGAUACCAUUGCUGAUGUAAGUACCAUGAAAGAUAUCACUUCAACCAUUAGUGAGGCCAAAAUCAAGGUGCAGGAAAUCAUCUUGGACGCACAACUGAACAAGUUGGAACCUGAACCAGGUAUGACAUUAAGAGAAUCGUUCGAACAUAACGUUUCUCGUGUCCUUAAUCAAGCUCGUGAUACCGCUGGUCGUUCCGCAGAAAUGAAUUUAAAGGACUUAAAUAACGUCAAGCAGAUGGUGGUUUCAGGUUCCAAGGGUUCUUUCAUUAAUAUCUCGCAAAUGUCUGCAUGUGUGGGUCAACAGAUUGUAGAAGGGAAGAGAAUUCCCUUUGGUUUUUCUGAUCGUACCUUGCCUCAUUUCACAAAGGAUGAUUACUCUCCCGAGUCGAAGGGUUUUGUUGAAAAUUCUUACUUGAGAGGGUUGACUCCUCAAGAAUUCUUCUUCCACGCCAUGGCUGGUAGAGAAGGUCUUAUCGAUACUGCCGUCAAAACUGCCGAAACUGGUUAUAUUCAACGUCGUUUGGUGAAAGCUUUGGAGGAUAUCAUGGUCCAUUACGAUGGUACAACCAGAAACUCCUUGGGUGAUAUCAUUCAAUUCGUCUAUGGUGAAGACGGUAUCGAUGGUACCCAAGUUGAGAAGCAAUCUGUUGAUACUAUUCCAGGAUCCAACGAUAGUUUCGAACGUCGUUUCAGAAUCGACGUCUUGGACUCUUCAAAAUCCAUUCCAGAAUCAUUGUUAGAAUCCGGCAAGGAAAUUAAGGGUGAUGUCAAGUUACAGAAGGUUUUGGACGAAGAGUACAAACAGCUCUUGGAUGACCGUAAGUACUUAAGAGAAGUCUGUUUCCCUAAUGGUGACUUCUCAUGGCCAUUACCAGUGAAUUUGCGUCGUAUUAUUCAGAAUGCUCAACAGAUUUUCCACAAUGGUCGUUACAAGGCUUCUGAUUUGAGAUUGGAUGAAGUUAUCGUUGGCGUUAGAUCUCUUUGUGAAAAAUUGCUUGUUGUUCGUGGUGAUACUGAAUUAGUCAAAGAAGCCCAAGCAAAUGCCACAUUAUUAUUCCAAUGUUUGGUUAGAUCUAGAUUGGCAUCACGUAGAGUGAUUGAAGAAUUCAAGUUGAACAGAUCUUCAUUUGAGUGGGUUGUGGGUGAAAUUGAAACUCAAUUCCAGAAGUCCAUUGUUCACCCUGGUGAAAUGGUUGGUGUGAUCGCAGCACAGUCCAUCGGUGAACCAGCCACCCAAAUGACCUUGAACACUUUCCAUUAUGCCGGUGUGUCUUCUAAGAACGUUACUUUGGGUGUUCCUCGUCUUAAGGAAAUUCUUAAUGUUGCUAAGAACAUUAAAACUCCUGCAUUGACUGUGUACUUAGAUCCAGCGUUAUCUGACGAUAUUGAAAAGGCCAAGGUUGUCCAAUCUGCGAUCGAGCACACAAGUUUGAAAAAUGUGACUUCAUCCACAGAAAUCUACUAUGAUCCAGAUCCAAGAACAACUGUAAUCGAAGAAGAUUACGAUACCGUGGAAGCCUACUUCUCGAUUCCUGAUGAAAAGGUGGAAGAAUCUAUUGAAAAGCAAUCUCCUUGGUUACUUCGUUUAGAAUUAGAUCGUGCCAAGAUGUUGGAUAAACAAUUGACCAUGGCUCAAGUUGCUGAAAAGAUUUCCCAGAACUUUGGUGAAGAUUUGUUCGUCAUAUGGUCUGAUGAUACUGCUGAUAAGUUGAUCAUUCGUUGUCGUGUCGUUAGAGAUCCAAAGUCUCUUGAUGAGGAAGCAGAUGCUGAAGAAGAUCAGAUAUUGAAGCGUAUCGAAGCUCACAUGUUGGAAUCAAUUUCUUUACGUGGUAUCCCAGGUAUCACAAGAGUUUUCAUGAUGCAACAUAAGGUCAACACCCCUGAUGCCACUGGUGAAUUUAAACAAGGAAAGGAAUGGGUAUUGGAAACUGAUGGUGUCAAUUUGGCUGAUGUCAUGGCAGUUCCAGGUGUUGACUCUAGUCGUACCUACUCCAAUAACUUCAUUGAAAUCUUGUCUGUUCUUGGUAUUGAAGCCACACGUGCAGCCUUGUUUAAGGAAAUUCUUAAUGUGCUUUCAUUCGAUGGUUCUUAUGUGAACUAUCGUCAUAUGGCUCUUUUGGUUGAUGUUAUGACUUCUCGUGGUCACUUGAUGGCCAUUACACGUCACGGUAUUAACAGAUCGGACACCGGUGCUUUGAUGCGUUGUUCUUUCGAAGAGACUGUUGAAAUAUUGUUGGAAGCUGGUGCAUCUGCCGAGUUAGAUGAUUGUCGUGGUAUUUCUGAAAACGUAAUGUUAGGCCAAAUGGCUCCAUUAGGUACUGGUGCUUUCGAUGUUAUGCUUGACGACAAGAUGUUGCAAACUGCUCCUUCAAAUGUUGCAGUUGCUGCUGGAAAUGACGAAUUUGCUGACGAUGGAGGUGCCACUCCAUACAGAGAGUACGACAUGGAAGAUGACAAGAUUCAAUUUGAAGAAGGAGCAGGUUUCUCGCCGAUUCACACUGCACAAGUUCAAGAUGUUUCUGGAGGACUUACUUCUUAUGGAGGACAGCCAACUUCUCCUUCUGCUACCUCGCCAUUUAGUUAUGGAAGUACUUCUCCAUCAUUUGGAGGUUCAGUGUCGCCAGGUUACGGAGGAACUUCCCCAAGUUAUUCUCCAACAUCGCCAAGCUACUCACCUACUUCUCCAAGCUACUCACCUACAUCUCCAAGUUACUCUCCUACGUCACCAGCAUAUUCACCUACUUCCCCAUCUUACUCACCUACUUCCCCAAGCUACUCACCUACUUCCCCAAGCUACUCACCUACUUCCCCAAGCUACUCACCUACUUCCCCAAGUUACUCUCCAACUUCGCCAAGUUACUCACCUACUUCUCCAAGUUAUUCGCCUACUUCUCCUUCUUAUUCUCCUACUUCUCCUUCUUACUCUCCUACAUCUCCUUCUUACUCACCUACUUCUCCAAGCUACUCACCUACUUCCCCAAGUUACUCGCCAACGAGUCCCUCAUACUCUCCUACUUCGCCUAGUUACUCUCCAACUUCGCCAAGUUAUUCACCAACUUCACCACAAUACUCACCAACCUCUCCUCAGUACUCUCCAACCUCACCACUGUACUCGCCAACCUCACCACAAUACUCCCCUACUUCGCCACAGUAUUCACCAGGAUCUCCUGAAUAUUCGCCUAAUUCGCCAAAGACGGAGGAUAAGAAGAACGAAGACUAGAGAUAUCAGACAUGUAUUUGAUCACAUACUUAGCUUAUUUGUAAUUAUAUAACGUAAUAAAGAUUCUUUG
Molecule: messenger RNA, 5290 nt
Organism: Scheffersomyces stipitis CBS 6054
Lineage: Eukaryota; Fungi; Ascomycota; Pichiomycetes; Serinales; Debaryomycetaceae
Gene: RPO21
Product: DNA-directed RNA polymerase II subunit RPB1
Exons: 1
Coding region: 1-5220 (1739 amino acids)
Biological process (GO): transcription by RNA polymerase II
Cellular component (GO): RNA polymerase II, core complex
Molecular function (GO): DNA binding
Source: RefSeq, a predicted model, not a curated record